AUGUCGGAGGAGAAGGUGAAGGUGCUCGUCCUGGGCCCGAGCAAGUCGGGGAAGUCCACCAUCACCAACUUCCUCGCCGGGGUCCGCGACACGCCGACAAAGGAGUACUACGAGACCAAACCCCUCCGCAUUCUGGAGGUGGAGAUCGGCCUCGACAACCUCAAGGUGGGCAGCCGCCACGUUGCGGGCCCAAAGCGGGCCGUCGUGCAGCUGUGGGACCUCAGCGGCAGCAGCAAGCACCAGGCAGGGUGGCCAGCCGUGGCGGCCAACGCGGACGGCAUUAUUUACGUCUUUAACCCUGAAGUGCGGGGGUCGGAGAAGGAGCUUGUGCUGUGGUACAAGAAAUUUGCGCUUGACCAGGACGAGCUGGACGAGAACAACAACUUCAAGAUGCGUGUGCUGGACAAGCACUCCUUGGUCUUCUCGCAUCACUCCUCGGUGCCGGAAUUGGCCGUCGGCGACAACGCGAUCCCCGCGCUGCCCAAACAACUGAGGGGCGUGCGCGCCAUGGAGACCUCGUUGGAUUACCAGAGCGGCAACUUUAAGGAGGCAUUCGAUGCCAUGGUGGAGCAGAUUAUUCUCUCACGCAUACUAGCCGAGGAGGAUGAGCUUUUGCAGAAGGAGCGCGAUGCCGGAGAUGCACCUCGGGUGCUGCGUUGA
Trypanosoma conorhini is the source of this 660-nucleotide messenger RNA. Its product is annotated as Rab family, other. The coding region runs from base 1 to 660 and encodes 219 amino acids. NCBI's taxonomy places the organism in Eukaryota, Euglenozoa, Kinetoplastea, Trypanosomatida, Trypanosomatidae. The transcript has a single exon. The record is from RefSeq and is a predicted model, not a curated record.